Molecule: messenger RNA, 1578 nt
Organism: Lacerta agilis (Sand lizard)
Lineage: Eukaryota; Metazoa; Chordata; Lepidosauria; Squamata; Lacertidae
Gene: WDFY1
Product: WD repeat and FYVE domain containing 1
Exons: 12
Coding region: 97-1329 (410 amino acids)
Molecular function (GO): metal ion binding; protein binding
Source: RefSeq, a predicted model, not a curated record
GGAAGAUGUCUGCGCGCUGAAAAGCUUUUUUUCCGGAGUCGCCGCUACACCCGCCACUACGGGCCGCGCUCCCCUGGCCGGUCCGGGCUUUGCGAGAUGGCGGCCGAGAUCCACUCGCGGCCUCAGAGCAGCCGGCCCGCCCUGCUGAGCAAGAUCGAGGGGCACCAGGACGCCGUCAGCGCCGCGCUCAUCAUCCCCAAGGAGGACGGCAUCAUCACCGCCAGCGAGGACAGGACAAUUAGAGUAUGGCUGAAGAGGGACAGUGGUCAGUACUGGCCCAGCAUUUACCACACAAUGUCAUCUCCGUGUUCCACCAUGGCUUAUCAUCAUGACAGCAGGCGGAUAUUUGUGGGUCAGGAUAAUGGAGCCAUUAUGGAGUUUCAUAUCUCGGAAGACUUCAAUAAGAUGAACUUUGUCAAGACUUACCCAGCUCAUCAGAACAGAGUAUCUGCGGUCAUCUUCUGCUUGGAAGCAGAGUGGGUUAUCAGCACCGGCCACGAUAAAUGUGUCAGCUGGAUGUGUACCAGAAGUGGAAACAUGCUGGGGCGACAUUAUUUCACCUCCUGGGCUUCUUGCCUACAAUACGACUUUGAAACCCAGCAUGCCUUUGUCGGAGACUAUUCUGGGCAGAUCACGCUCCUGAAACUUGAACAGAGCGCGUGCUCGGUUAUCACAACUCUCAAGGGUCACGAAGGAAGCAUUGCCUCCCUGUGGUGGGAUCCGAUUCAGCGGCUACUCUUCUCUGGAGCAUCUGAUAACAGCAUAAUCAUGUGGGAUAUUGGAGGAAGGAGAGGUCGGACGCUUCUGCUUCAAGGCCACCAUGACAAAGUUCAGGCCCUUUGCUACCUCCAGCUCACACGACAACUGGUUUCUUGUUCAGCUGAUGGAGGGAUCACAGUCUGGAAUAUGGAUAUUAGCCGAGAAGAGGCCCCUCAGUGGUUGGAAAGCGAUUCCUGUCAGAAAUGCGAGCAGCCUUUCUUCUGGAACAUAAAGCAGAUGUGGGAUACAAAGACUCUGGGGCUGAGGCAGCAUCACUGUAGGAAAUGUGGCAAGGCAGUGUGUGGAAAAUGCAGCACAAAACGCUCCAGCUAUCCAGUGAUGGGCUUUGAAUUCCAGGUCCGGGUCUGUGACGCCUGUUUUGAUUCAAUCAAAGACGAAGACCGCACUUCUUUGGCAACUUUUCACGAAGGAAAACAUAACAUUUCCCAUAUGUCCAUGGACAUCUCAAGGGGACUUAUGGUGACAUGUGGAAGUGAUCGUGUAGUGAAGAUAUGGGACAUGACACCAGUAGUGGGCUGUGGCCUUGCGACUGGCUUCACUUCCCGCUGACCUGGGCCUGCUGAGUUAAUGUACCUGAUGCACCAAAUGGAUAGCACUCCCUUCUGUGAUUCUUGCCACCAAAAUGCCGGCUGCUUGACUCUGUGAAUUCUGCUUUCCCCAAGAUGGACAGCCUUUUUGUGUCUCUGUGUGUGAGAGAGUGGAGCAGAAUUCUUCUGUAAUGCUUACCAGGAGCAGCGGAGCCUGCUCAACUACAAGUUCACAGCCUAUGGAAUGAACGCAGAAAAGGCUUUAAGUGCA